Aspergillus melleus is the source of this 2981-nucleotide messenger RNA. RefSeq names its product SAGA-associated factor 29 family protein. Gene Ontology annotation, cellular component: SAGA complex. The transcript is spliced from 3 exons. The record is from RefSeq and is a predicted model, not a curated record. NCBI's taxonomy places the organism in Eukaryota, Fungi, Ascomycota, Eurotiomycetes, Eurotiales, Aspergillaceae. The coding region runs from base 71 to 1420 and encodes 449 amino acids.
UUUCUACUUUCUGCCCCUCCAUCCUGAACUAAACCCCUUUCGGCCGUCCGCAUCCGACCCCGUGACGGAUAUGGAGUCCUCCAAUCAGCGAGUCCCGUGGGGCAACAAGCGCGUUCCCGGCAGCCGCCAGACGCCCGCCAAGAAUACCCGCGCCGCCCAUCGCCCAUCAUCGACGCCGCUAUCUUCCCCUUCCAAGGCUGCUGCUGCUGCUCUUCUUCGGUCGCAGAAUCUCCGCCAGGGUGCAGUUCGCGGGACGCGCAGUAUAGUCAAUCAGGAGAUCGUCUCCGCCUUCGAGUGGGAGGCCUUGACCCUGGAGAAAGCCAAAGCCUCGGUUGCAAUCCCGGCCACGGACAGAAAGAAGGCGCAGCCGAAGAAGCAAGGCAGGGCAUUCUCUCCUGAAGAGCCGCCGCAUUCGUCUCUCGGAAUGUCGCGCAACCGUCCCAGGGGCCCUCCGAUGCCCAGGGACAAUGGCCUGGCUGCCAAUGAGGAAACAGACAUGUGGAACAAGAUUCUACAAGAUCUGCGCAAGGCAAAGGAGAAGAACGAUAAGCAAAAGCUCAUCGGGGACCAGAUCCACGCGCUGAACGAAAGGAUUGGGAAAGACGGUGGAAAACCUACGCUCGGCGAGCAUAACCAACUGGAUGCUCUCUACCGUCAGAUGGCCAAGCUCUGCGAAGAUGAACGAGCUAUCCUCCAGGAUGAACCAAGUGAUGUGAUCAAAAAUCUGGGUCUCUUGACCGCUCUCCGUCAGGCAUCCGAAAUGGAAGCCCCGCUCAAUCGCGCGUCUGCUCUGGGCAAGUCCCGCAAGAAGAGGAACGAUGUCGAUGGAUCGGCCACCGACUCCCCUGGCCCGUCCGGUCCGUCUUUUUCAGAUAAGGCGAACCGCAAGGGCGGUGUCCAGCGCAGUACGAGCGUCUCGAGCGCGCAGGCCCGGGACGGCCGAGAAAGCCGAGAAAGUGUGCACGUCAAAGUAGAGGAAGGGGCCGAGAGUACCAAGGGCAUGGUGGCGGAGCGCACGGGGCAGUUGACCAUGGGCGCCGAAGUUGUCUUCAAACACAACAAAAACAAACAAGGCGUGGAAGGCGAGGGCAUCCAAUGCAUCAUCAAGUCUAUCACGGGCGAGGGAAAUAAGAAACGGUAUGACGUUCAGGACCCCGAGCCGAAUGAGAACGGCGAACAGGGCGCUGUCUUCAAGACCACGGCCGUCUCACUGAUUCCUAUUCCGAGGGUUGGGACGGCGCUGCCCUCCUUCAGCGUGGGCAAGCAGGUCCUGGCGCGGUACCCUGAUACGACCACGUUUUAUCGUGCGGAAGUCAUGGGAUCCAGAAAGGAUACCUACCGUCUCAAGUUCGAAGGCGAGGAAGACGACAAGGAAAUGGAAGUCGACCGUCGAUUUGUCCUCGAUAUUCCGGGUAAAUGAGCCCUUUCUCCGAAAGAACGGUCUACGAAGACAGCCUCCACUUCGGGACCAAACAGUUCUGGUCUGUCCGGAAGAACAUGAUACCCUUUGAGCCGCAGCGGUUUGCAUUCAUUGUUAAUGGGUUAAGGAGUUUAUAGUUUGGCGGUAUCCUUAUUUUACUGCUGGUUGAAAAAACACUGCUCGAUCAGAAGCGAGGCGUUUGGAUCAUAGAUUGCUGGGAUGUUUUUUCUAAUAUUGUUCUGGGUAGCUUUCUUAUAUUAGUGAUAUUUCUAGGGUAGAACUCUAGGGUAGGACUAUUAGAUUCACCUGGUUAUGUUCACGGGAAAAUUCUAGGGCAAUUUUCUAUAAGAUUUCGGUUCGCAUUCCAACUAGUCAGGUUGACUGGUUCAUAUAUCGCAAGUCAAUUCUAUUUGAUCAACGGCUCAUUGUUAUGAUGACCUUAAUCAGUCCGCCCUCACAGAAUAUACUUCGCAUAUUUAAUCAAAUCCACAUCCACCGACGCAUUGACAGCCUUGAACGCCGCCGUAAAAUACGGAAUCUCCUUGCCAUCAUAGACGCACCGAUUGCCAUGCAGCCCGAUCGUCACCUUACCCAGAUCCUCGCUGCUGGAUUCCCAGAUGCCUUGACGCACGAGGGUCUUGAUGCUGAUGUUGCCCAGGAUGUCUGCGUUUGUGAGACCAUGUCGCAGGGUUAAAUUUGGGAUGUCGAUGUAGCCGAGGUCUUCAUCGCCUAGGGUGAGGUUGAAGCCGACGGCGCCCUGUAGGAUGGGAAAGGUUCGAUCGCAGUUAGUGGACGGACGGGUUUUGUUGUGGGUUUGGAAUGCAAUGGGGAAGGGCAAGGGGGUGAUAUAUGUACCACUUCGACGUUGAAUGGGGUCGGGUUUUUAAAUGCCACGGUGGCGUUCACAUUGUAGCCUUUCUUUGGGGGGUCGAGGAUAUGGAUAUCGGUUACGUUGAAUGCGCCGUCGCGGUUGAGGAACUCUGGUGGUUGUGCUUCAGUUAGGAUGUAUAUCUUUCGGGUCUAGGAUUAUUGGUGGUGGGGUAGAGUUACCCUGGGCGUUAUAGCCUGUUUACAGAAGUUAGCAAUUAAUUGAAAUAGGGAAUCAUUGAAUACAUGAUGCUGGGUCCAGAGCAUACCUUGCAUCUUCAUGUUCUUAUGAAUAUCUAGUUGAGCAGUCGGAAGGCCAUUAACCUUGAGAUCUGGAUUUCCGGUAAUGACAAUGCCGAACUCUUUGCUCGAGACUGCGGACGCCGCUAAUUGCGAGAAGCAACUGACGCACGAAAGAUGCAGAUCCUGGUCAAUGUCAAGGGUGGCGCCAUUGCUGAACUCGAUCUCCGGGACGGGGAAAGUAGCAAAGGUCCUGUCCGACCCUGGGGCACUGAGUGAUGCAUUAAAGGCAGAGAGUUUUCCGCUGCCACUGAAUCCACCUCCAACGUGGAAUUCUUGAGACUGGCGGAUAUGAAACGAGUCCGGAGAGGGGUUUGAGAUGGUGAGACCGGAGGUAUCGAAGUUGUGGUCGUUGAUAUAUUUGUUGGCGAAGUUAGGGACUCCCACGUAAAUG